AUGGUUUUUUCAUUGGUACUGAUCAAGGUUGCGUUGCCUUCUCGGCCUCCUGUCAGCCAUGCUGUAGCCCAGGCAAAUGUGAAUUCUGGGCCUCGAGUGGAGGCAUCACCUGGAGUCCCAAGCAGCAGCAGCAGCAGUAGCAGCAGCAGUGGCACUGGAGGUGGUGGUGGUGGUGGUGGUGGUGGUGGUGGCGGCACUAGCACUUUGGGUGUGAGUGCGAGUGUGGGGGUGGGCAGUGUUCAUAGCAACGCCACCAGCAGUGGUGGCAAGAGUGUUGCCAGUGGCACUGUCAACUGCAUUGCCAACACCGUGCCCCUGCCUGCCCGGGCUGCAGCUGUUGAGAAUUCUGGCAAGACUGCCGCCACCACCACGAGUUCCGCCACGCGGCACGUCUCCACGUCACCAGUGACGAGCAGUGGCACAGUGCGGACGGCAGUCACACUGGUCAACUUUGUUAGCCAGGCUUCUGCAGGUGCUGCUGCCAGGGCGAAAUACCGGACCACGAUAGCGACAGGUUAG
Messenger RNA from Schistocerca serialis cubense, 519 nucleotides. RefSeq names its product dachshund homolog 1-like. The record is from RefSeq and is a predicted model, not a curated record. The transcript has 2 exons. Bases 1 to 519 code for a protein of 172 amino acids. Lineage: Eukaryota; Metazoa; Arthropoda; Insecta; Orthoptera; Acrididae.